AUGGGUUCCGAGAAGGACUCCGAGUCGCCGCGCUCCACAUCCCUACACGCAGCCGCGCCCGACUCCAAGUGCCGCAGCGGCGGCCGGCGCCGCCGCCUCACCUUCCACAGCGUCUUCUCCGCCUCGGCCCGCGGCCGCCGCUCCAGGGGACCCGCGUUCGACGAUGAGGAGGCGGCGGAGGGCGGCGACCAGGGCCCGGAGGAGGUGGAGUGCCCGUUGUGCCUGGUGAGGCUGCCGCCCGAGCGGGCCCCGCGCCUCCUCAGCUGCCCGCACCGCUCUUGCCGGGACUGUCUCCGCCACUACCUGCGCCUGGAGAUCAGCGAGAGUCGGGUACCCAUCAGCUGCCCUGAAUGCAGCGAACGGCUCAAUCCUCACGAUAUCCGCCUGCUGCUCGCAGACCCACCACUCAUGCACAAGUACGAGGAGUUCAUGCUGCGCCGCUACCUGGCCUCGGACCCGGACUGCCGCUGGUGCCCGGCCCCCGACUGCGGUUAUGCUGUUAUUGCCUAUGGCUGUGCCAGCUGCCCAAAGCUGACCUGUGAGAGGGAAGGCUGCCAGACUGAGUUCUGCUACCACUGCAAGCAGAUAUGGCAUCCGAAUCAGACAUGCGAUAUGGCCCGUCAGCAGAGGGCGCAGACUUUGCGAGUACGGACCAAGCACACUUCAGGACUCAGUUAUGGACAAGAAUCUGGACCAGCAGAUGACAUCAAGUCAUGCCCACGAUGCAGUGCUUACAUUAUCAAGAUGAAUGAUGGAAGCUGUAAUCACAUGACCUGUGCAGUUUGUGGCUGUGAAUUUUGUUGGCUUUGUAUGAAAGAGAUCUCAGACUUGCAUUACCUCAGCCCCUCUGGCUGCACAUUCUGGGGCAAGAAACCAUGGAGCCGUAAGAAGAAAAUUCUUUGGCAGCUGGGCACGUUGAUUGGUGCUCCAGUGGGAAUUUCCCUCAUUGCUGGCAUUGCCAUUCCUGCCAUGGUCAUUGGCAUUCCUGUUUAUGUUGGCAGGAAGAUCCAUAGCAGGUAUGAGGGAAGGAAAACCUCCAAGCACAAGAGGAAUUUAGCUAUCACAGGAGGAGUGACUUUGUCAGUUAUUGCAUCUCCAGUUAUUGCUGCAGUGAGUGUUGGUAUUGGUGUCCCCAUUAUGCUAGCAUAUGUCUAUGGGGUUGUGCCUAUUUCUCUCUGUCGUGGAGGAGGCUGUGGAGUUAGCACAGCCAAUGGAAAGGGGGUGAAAAUCGAAUUUGAUGAAGAUGAUGGUCCAAUCACAGUGGCAGAUGCCUGGCGAGCCCUCAAGAACCCCAGCAUUGGGGAAAGCAGCAUUGAAGGCCUAACUAGCGUGUUGAGCACCAGUGGCAGCCCUACGGAUGGACUCAGUGUUAUGCAGGGCCCUUACAGUGAAACAGCCAGCUUUGCAGCCCUCUCAGGGGGCACACUGAGUGGUGGUAUUCUUUCCAGUGGCAAGGGAAAAUAUAGCAGGUUAGAAGUCCAAGCCGAUGUCCAAAAGGAAAUUUUCCCCAAAGACACAGCCAGUCUUGGUGCAAUUAGUGACAACGCAAGCACUCGUGCUAUGGCCGGUUCCAUAAUAAGUUCCUACAACCCACAGGACAGAGAGUGCAACAAUAUGGAAAUCCAAGUGGACAUUGAAGCCAAACCAAGCCACUAUCAGUUGGUGAGUGGAAGCAGCACAGAGGACUCACUCCACGUUCACGCACAGAUGGCAGAGAAUGAAGAAGAAGGUGGUGGUGGUGGUGACACUGGCGGUGGUAGCAGCGGUGGCAGUGAAGAGGAUCCCUCCUGUAAACACCAAAGCUGUGAACAGAAAGACUGCCUGGCCAGCAAAGCUUGGGACAUCAGUCUGGCUCAGCCUGAGAGCAUCCGCAGUGACCUGGAGAGCUCUGAUACGCAGUCAGACGAUGUACCAGACAUCACCUCAGAUGAGUGUGGCUCCCCCCGCUCCCAUACUGCAGCCUGCCCCUCUACCCCCCGAGCCCAAGGUGCACCAAACCCAAGUGCCCAUAAGAACCUCUCUGCCCCAGCUGAGGGGCAGACUGUCUUGAAGCCAGAAGGUGCAGAAGCCAGAGUAUGAAGUGGAAUGAAUGCUCCUGUUCUGAGAAGCACACUUGUUGUAACUGCAUCUUUUGGAAUCUUUCUCCUUUUUGGGGGGAGGAGGGUUGGGGAUUUAUGUAUUUUAUUUCAAAGAUUCUGUGGUCACAAGUUUUCCCCAGGGAA
Messenger RNA from Orycteropus afer afer, 2222 nucleotides. Lineage: Eukaryota; Metazoa; Chordata; Mammalia; Tubulidentata; Orycteropodidae. The record is from RefSeq and is a predicted model, not a curated record.